Encephalitozoon intestinalis ATCC 50506 is the source of this 717-nucleotide messenger RNA. RefSeq names its product endonuclease III. Gene Ontology annotation, cellular component: nucleus. Gene Ontology annotation, biological process: base-excision repair, AP site formation; base-excision repair; nucleotide-excision repair. The record is from RefSeq and is a predicted model, not a curated record. The transcript has a single exon. Bases 1 to 717 code for a protein of 238 amino acids. Gene Ontology annotation, molecular function: 4 iron, 4 sulfur cluster binding; DNA-(apurinic or apyrimidinic site) endonuclease activity; oxidized pyrimidine nucleobase lesion DNA N-glycosylase activity. NCBI's taxonomy places the organism in Eukaryota, Fungi, Microsporidia, Unikaryonidae.
AUGAAAGACACCUCCUCUAAAGAAAGGAAAAAAGAGUCUCUAGAACUUUACUUAGAAAUCAAAAAACAGAGGGAGAACAUUGUAUCUCCUGUGGAUACCAUGGGGUGCUUUGUUACCCCGUCAUAUAAGACGGAAGAAGAAAGGAGAUUUCAUAUCCUGGUUUCUCUUCUUCUUUCUUCGCAGACAAAAGACGAGAUAACAUAUGAGGCCAUGGAGAGGCUGAGGACUCUUCUUCCAGAAGGUGGUGCUGCAGAUGGCAGAGACUGUGGCCUGACCAUGGAGAAUGUAACGAGUUCGAGUGUUGGAUACAUCGACUCCUGCAUCAAGAGAGUUGGGUUCCAUACCAAAAAGGCCGAAAACUUGAAGAGGAUUACAGAAAUUCUCAGAGAAAAGGGACUUCCAGAAGAAAUGAAGGAUCUUGUGUCUCUUCCUGGAAUUGGAAACAAGAUGGCCAUUCUGUACAUGAACCAUGCAUGCGGCAGUGUGGUUGGAAUAAGUGUGGAUACACAUGUACACAGAAUCUCCAAUAGAAUAGGGCUGGUCAAGACUAAGGAUGCCGAAAGCACUCGAAGGGAGCUGGAGAAGAUCGUUCCAAAGAGAGAGUGGGAGACAAUUAAUAGAGUUCUGGUAGGAUACGGCCAAACAGUCUGUGUUGCAAGAAGGCCAAAAUGUGAAGAGUGUUGUAUCAGAAGCAAAUGUCCUAGUAGCUUUUUUUGA